Messenger RNA from Puccinia triticina, 513 nucleotides. RefSeq lists its product as uncharacterized. The record is from RefSeq and is a predicted model, not a curated record. The transcript is spliced from 2 exons. Bases 1 to 513 code for a protein of 170 amino acids. Lineage: Eukaryota; Fungi; Basidiomycota; Pucciniomycetes; Pucciniales; Pucciniaceae.
AUGGCAUCGGAGAUUGUAAACUACCCUGGGCAUUCCAUCUUGCAGCCAAUGCUAACCGGACGUGAUAUCGAGUCAUCCCAAGCCUCUCCCUUUGUAUUGUGGCCUGAUUUGCGAGCUGACACUCGGAGGAUCGAUGGGGGAGUAAGAUCAAGAAAGCGCAUUAAAACCAGUCACGAGCAUCUGUUUUCGCUCGAAGAAACAACAUCUUGUUCGACUUUGAAGUCAGGCCCGUCAGAUGAUCAUGGCAAGUUUAAGCUAGCUCGGAACGGCCCCAGUUCAAGCGGGAAGAGUGGAAUUAAUGAAGGCCAGAUCCCAACUCAGGACGAAGUAUUUAUGUUGCUUGAUAAAUUGGAAGUCAGUCAGACAGGCCACCUCCCUCAGAAUGCUCAACCUGGUGCAGAUCCACCUACUAUCUCUUCUGCAGUGAGGAGUCCAAACAAGAUACCAGUUAUAGAAAAGUACUGCCAAGCAAUGUCGGAGAAGCUUCGCUUGAAUUCGUAUCAAGCCGCAUGA